Pelobates cultripes (western spadefoot toad) is the source of this 150-nucleotide messenger RNA. NCBI's taxonomy places the organism in Eukaryota, Metazoa, Chordata, Amphibia, Anura, Pelobatidae. The record is from the annotation of a GenBank genome assembly.
GUUCUAUUGUGUGUGUUGUUUCUCUGUGUAACUCCCUGCAAUUCAAGAACUCAGAACACAUUAUCAGAGUGUGAUCUGGAAAUAACGCAGUCUUUUCAGGAUUAUGAGUAUUUUAUGGAUGGAGACAUUGUCAUCGGAGGAGUUUUCACA